Messenger RNA from Episyrphus balteatus (marmalade hoverfly), 1137 nucleotides. RefSeq names its product pre-mRNA-splicing factor 38 (gene Prp38). Bases 108 to 1073 code for a protein of 321 amino acids. NCBI's taxonomy places the organism in Eukaryota, Metazoa, Arthropoda, Insecta, Diptera, Syrphidae. The transcript has a single exon. The record is from RefSeq and is a predicted model, not a curated record. Gene Ontology annotation, cellular component: precatalytic spliceosome.
UUUUACUUGUCAAAUGUAGUUUGGCUUUGGCUUCCCAUAUCACAAAAAAUUUAUAAAGAAUAAAAUAUAAUUUAUUUCUAAAUUAUAUUUUAAAUAAAUCUCAUCCGAUGGCCAAUCGGACAGUAAAAGAGGCAAAAAAUGUCCACGGAACAAAUCCGCAAUAUUUAAUUGAAAAAAUCAUCCGUUCUCGCAUUUACGACUCGAAAUAUUGGAAAGAACAAUGUUUUGCUUUGACCGCCGAAUUGCUUGUGGACAAGGCAAUGGAACUACGAUUUGUUGGUGGAGUUUAUGGUGGCAACAUUAAGCCAACCCAAUUCCUCUGUUUAACACUGAAAAUGUUACAAAUCCAACCGGAGAAGGAUAUUGUUGUGGAAUUUAUUAAGAACGAAGAAUUCAAAUAUGUUCGUGCUUUGGGUGCUUUCUAUCUCCGACUGACUGGAUCUUCAAUGGAUUGUUAUAAAUAUUUGGAACCUCUUUACAAUGACAAUCGAAAGCUGAGACGACAAAAUCGUGGUGGUCAAUAUGAAAUUGUUUAUAUGGAUGAAUUCAUAGAUGAAUUGCUUAAAAGCGAUCGAGUUUGCGAUAUAAUUUUGCCGCGCAUUCAAAAACGUACUGUUUUGGAAGAGAAUAACGAAUUAGAGCCAAAAGUAUCUGCUCUCGAUGAAGACUUGGAUGACGAUGUGGCAAGUGAUGAAGAUGUUGUUCAAGAAAAGUACAAAGACACACCGAAAAAGAAGAAGAAGAAAGAGCGUUCAAGGUCUAGAUCGAGAUCAAGAUCAAAAGAAAAGAAAAAGACUCACACCGAAGUGAUUGACUAUGAACGAGAAUGCACGAGGUAUGAGAGGGAUCGGGAAAGAGAUCGCGGAGAUCGUGGAGAUCGCGAUCGAAGGCGGUAUGAUCGUGAGGAUCGUAGAGACGAUUGGCAUGGUGGAGGUGGGGCUGGAUUUGGCCGAGGGGAUGAUAGAUAUUCGGGAAGAGGAGAACGUGAAGGACGUUUUGUAAGUCACGAUGAGCGUGAUCGGCGCAGGGAUAAAGAUAGAGGUGAUCGGGAUCGAGACCGAAGAAGGUAUUAGAAAGAUAUCCCGGAAAAAAAUUUAUACAUUAUAAUGUAGUUUAACAUUUUAAUAAAAAUAAAUU